Molecule: messenger RNA, 2898 nt
Organism: Maudiozyma saulgeensis
Lineage: Eukaryota; Fungi; Ascomycota; Saccharomycetes; Saccharomycetales; Saccharomycetaceae
Source: the annotation of a GenBank genome assembly
AUGAAGCAGGGGCAUCAAACAGAAACAGAUGGUAAUUCUGAUAUGUUUGUCGAACCUUUAGAUUCAGAUUUCAUCAAUAGACCUCAUAGCACCAUAGACAGCAACGAUGAUAAUACUACUACAUUACAUACGGUGAGAAACAGUAAUAGUAGGACCACCAGUAACCCUAACGUUAGUGACAGCAAUAACGGUAGUAAGAAAACUAGAAAAUUUGCAUGUGUCGAAUGCAGACAACAGAAAUCUAAAUGUGAUGCUCAUGAUAGAGCUCCUUUGCCAUGUACUAAAUGUGCUAAGAAAAAGGUACCUUGUGUCCUCAAGAAAGAUUUUAGGAGGACCUAUAAAAGAGCUAAAAACGAAGCCAUUGAGAAAAGAUUUAAAGAACUGGCAAACAGUUUAACAAAUAUGUCAUCAGAAGAAAUCUUGAAAAGAAUCGAAAAAGAACAAAUGGCUCUAUUAGAUAAUAGCAAUUUCACAAAAGAAAAGGUUCAUCACAAGAAAGGUAAAAGCGGUAUUCCAUCUACAACUACUACAUCUUUCAGAUCACAGUCACCUGAUACCACUGGAAGAUUAAGUAAUAAUGGAAUACAUAUGAGUACAACUUUAUCACCACUCUCGAAUGUCUCUUACUCGAGUUCUGAUAACAAUAAUAAAUUUCAAAGCAACAAUAGCAAUGAUCUGAGUAACACGAAAAGUGGGUAUAUUUCAUGCAAGAAUUUUACUAAAGGCAUGACCAUACAACAAUUACAAUGUACCCCAAAGUCUCUGGGUGAUAUAUACAUGUCAUCCGAAGAUAUUUCACAGCUAUUCCAAGAGUUUGCAACAAAAUAUCAUCAAUUCUUACCGGUAGUUAAUUUGGAUAAAGGUCCAGAAAGGAUAUAUUCUUUGUCUCCUUGUCUGUUUUGGGUCAUUAUUUUAAUCGGUUUAAGACGUAAACAAUAUUCUAAUGAUCUUGGUAAGAGAUUAACGGUAUUAGUGAAAGCAACUUUAGCCGAAAUUACAAUAUCACCAAUUAUUAGAUAUACACCUUCGGAAACAGAUGAACCAAUACUUAAUGUGGCAUCUGUUUACUCAGUACAAGCCUUUUUAUUAUACACUUUUUGGCCCCCAUUAACUUCUUCGUUAAGUGCAGAUACUUCAUGGAAUACAAUCGGUACCGCAUUAUUCCAAGCUAUUAGAGUAGGCUUAAAUACAGCAGACUUCUCAAAGGAGUUUGCUACUGAAAAUUCAGAAUUAAUACAAGAACAAAAACGUACUUGGAUUUGCUGUAAUAUUGUCUCUCAAUUUAUUGCAUCAUCAUUCGGUUUUCCAGCCUAUGUGACUUUUGAUCAUUUGGUGAUUAGUUCGUUUAAACAAAACCAAUACCAAAAUGUUAACCCAACCCAUUUACACAACAAUUCACCACCGCCAACUGCAUCAGCAUUCGAUCAGUCGGACGAAUUGAAACAAAUGACACAAAUUGCAUAUUUUGAACAUCAGAUGGUAAAUACGAUGAAUUCAAAUCCAUCAAACAAAUUAGGUAUGGUUGAUAAUAUGGAAAAGUUACCUUUAUUAAAUGUCUUAAACCAACGAUUAUCAGAAUUGGCUAUUAAUUUAGAAGAAAAAAAUUAUAUGGAUAACGUUAGGAAAUUCCUGUUAUUAGUAACAAAAGUUCAUUUGUUAACGUACCAUUUUAUUGACUCUGAUUCGAAUGUGGGAUCACGUAGUGUAAGUUUUGAAACUAAAUGCGGUUUAGUGAAAUUAUAUAAUGCUGCUAUUAACCUGUUGACCCAUACUCAUGAAAUGUAUGAAUCAGACCCCACAUUGGUAAAAUAUUUCCCUGGUGUAUUUAUACUUAAUAUUUGGCAAUCAGCCUGUAUUAUUGGUAAAUUAGUUAAUUCUUCCCUAUCCGAAAGUAUCGAUAUUGAAAGAGGUAAAGUUGCAUACCAGAAUGCCAUCAUGUUAACUUAUAAAGCUUCUGUAUUAAAACAUGAUAUGUCUUAUAGAUCAUCUGGUAUCAUGAGAAGUAUAUGGAGUCUUUUCAGUAACAUGUAUCAAGAGUGGAAAAAUGAUCAAUCAGAAAGCAGACCUUCGGAAUUCAAUCUUGAUAUUACAGUAAAAUCAAGAAUGAGUGUAAGUGUCUUUUUCGAUUGCUUGUAUAUUUUGAAAGAAAAAUGUGGGAUGGCAAAGUUAGCCAGAGAAAAAAAUCAACUUGAGAAUGAAAUUACUGAAGGUAAUGCUGAAUCUAAUGGAUCUGCAGAGGAUGAUGAGGAUGAAGAUGCAGAAAAUGGUACUGAAAACGAUGGAGUUAAGAACAUCGCACAUCCUGAAAGACGUGCAAGAAGAAUUAUCGAAACAAUUCCAUUAGAUCCAAAUCCUAUCAAUGCAACCACGAUCAAAUCCAACAGAGAUGAUCUGUCUUCGACAGCAACAUCGCCGGUACUUUCUGCAGGACAGAAGAGCGGGCAUGGUAUCCAAUCAUUUUUGGGACGUUCAUCCACACCUUCAUUGUCAGGUACACCUGGGAGAUCUUUAGGUGAUUUCUCUGCUUCUAAUUUUAUUAAUGGAAGCAAUGUUAAUCUCACUCCAAAUGUUGGUGUCGCCGGUAUCCCAGGAUCAAUAUCAACACAACGACAACAAUCAACUAAUGAGGAUAGGGAUAAUCUAGAUCCUACAAACAUAUUACAGAAUACUUUAACAGACUCGAAUAUCAAACUUUCUUAUGGAAAUAAUGAAGAUACAAGCAAGAACAUUGUCGAUACAACUGUAGGUAUAAAUACUGGACAUGCUACAGAUACUAGCAGUAAUAGUAAUAAAGAGUCACCAAACUCUAUAAUGGCUAACUGGGACAACUGGCAGUCGGACAUGGUUUGGAAGGAUGUUGAUAUCUUAAUGAAUGAAUUUGCUUUCAAUCCAACCUAG